AUGUUCCGCUUCACUGCCUUUGUCGCGCUCAUUUGCGCCGCUUCCACUCUCGCAGCUCCCAUGCCUUCUCCGGAGGGCGCAUCCACACAGAUAGUCGGCACCGUCAAGUGCGCUGCCAAGCCUAGCUACUCUGGCCAGCUCUACCUGGACCAGACCAGCGGCGAGGUGGACAGCAUCACCCUGUCUCAGGGCAAUGUGCGGUACUUGAUCGGCAACAAGAACAACGGUCAAGUCGCACCCAAGUUUGACUUUUACGACUGCCCGAGCACGUUCAUGGGCACCAAGGGUCGGGAGAGCGCAGACUCUCACUACGGACAGAUUCGAUUCGGCGACAAGUGCGUUCGCAUCGUCGAAAAGGCAGACUACCAAGGAGAAAACACUCCCAAGAAGGCCUUUGAGCUCUCCACAUGCUCGUACUCCGAGGACAGCAGUCAGCUCUUCCAAACCUUUGCUUCUUCUGCAAACGGUCACUACAUCGGCUUUGUCCCUGGCCAAGUAGACAGCGGCAAGAACGAGUACGACUACACCGUACAGCCCGGAAGUAGCGCUGAUCCCGCUCUCCAACGCAUCGUCGUCGGCGGUGCUGUUGCCAAGGGACAACCGACCGGCCACUUCUCCAUCGGCAGGCCUUAG
Ceraceosorus bombacis is the source of this 633-nucleotide messenger RNA. NCBI's taxonomy places the organism in Eukaryota, Fungi, Basidiomycota, Exobasidiomycetes, Ceraceosorales, Ceraceosoraceae. The record is from the annotation of a GenBank genome assembly.